AUCUGCGACGUAAAGUGAAACGUCAUCACGCUGCGCUUCCUGGUUCGGACUUGUUGCGGGAAAACAAACUUGUUAACAUCUUUGAACGGUUUAUCUCCACCUGUAAACAUUUGGUGUGGGGGUUUUCAGAUGAGAUAAGGAUUUAGCUAAUGCAGGUGUCCCUGGCCUCUGGAGAUCCUCUUCAUCAGUCCAUGGAGUCACAGGGAACUGAAUCCCCGCCGUUGGGCCCGAGGCCAAUUGAAGUCAUCAACUCCAUCCGGGAGCGCACAAUCGCAGAGAACAGCAUGGUGGUCCUGCUGCAGGGCCUGCAAGGUGAGGUGACCACGGUGGACCUGAAGAACGAGAGCACGGCGCGGGGCCGCGUGGUCAACGUUGAUGCCUUCAUGAACAUACGUCUGGAGGAUGUGCUGUACCGGGACAGACGGGGUCAACUCACCAAGCUACAGGACCUGUUUGUCACUGGCAGGAACAUCCGAUACGUUCACAUCCCAGACCAUAUGGACAUAAUGAAGACCAUGCAGAGCCAGCUGGCCAAGAUUCACAGAGUCCGCAACUUUACCAGUGACGGAGGAGGCAGAAAAGAGUACGCCAAGAACACAAAAUAACUUUUCUUUUUCAUAGGAUACAAACCUCAGUUGGAUACAGCUUGUGCAAGGUUAAGACCAGUCCCAAAACACUUGGAGGCAACAAGCAGUUUUUCUUAUUUAUUUUUCAGAUUUGAGGACAAGCAUCACACUAGAUCAGCAGUUUACAACCUGAGGAGUCACAAAAUGAUUCAAGGGAUAAGAACAAAAAAAAUGCACAAAAAUACUUAUAGUGAAUACUUUUACCUCUUCAGGCCUUUAAAAAUCCCACAAAUGAAACACUCUUUGGUUUAACUGCUGACAACUUAUGUGCACACUAAGGCCACGACCUGUGAUGACGGGUCACAAGCUGAAAAGGUUGGCAAUAUAGUCUGACUGAUUCUGAUUUUUGAGGCUGAUACCAAUAAUAAUAUUUGAGUUAAAAAAAAUCAAAUACCGUAUAUUGAGUGAUACUCAUUUUUUUAAAGAAACGCAUAAAUUGGGCUGCAAUUAACAAUUGUUUUCAUUAUUGAUUAAUCUGCUGAUUAUUUUCUUGAUUAAUUGAUGAAUCUUGUGUACAGAAUGUCACAAAACUGUAAAAAGUGACCAUUAUAAUUUCCCAGAGCCCAAUGACGUCUUCUAAUGUCCUGUUAUAUCUGACCAACAGUCUAAAACCCAAAGAUAUAGAGUUUACAAUGAUGUGAAAUAGAGAAAAGCAGCAAACGAAUAAUCGAUUAUCAAAAUACUUGCUGAUUUAAUUAUGUCAAUUGAUGAAUCGGCUAACUGUUGCAGCUCCACACAUGAACAUUUCUGAUGAGGAUCCGUUCUAUUUGUUUUUAAAAGAGUUGUGGUCAAGAUAUGUACUGAGCGGGACAUUUUACAGCGGAAAAAUAAUCUUGUCAGUUCUCUCUGGUGAACAAACUAUGUAACGGAGACAUUUUCUAUCUUUCAUCUUUGUAUUUCAUGUUACUUAUCAGCCAACAUGUACAACGAUACCAAUAUAUCUGUGAUAAGCUGAUAUAUUGGUAUCAUUCGGGCUCUUGUGUGGAACCACUGGGUUGCUAUUGAGUUGAACACUGUCUCUUUGUGUUUUGGUAAUUGGGUUUAAGGUUUGUAAUUGAUACAAACAAACCGUCUUCAAUUUAUUUUGAAGAAGUAAGAACAAUUUUUUGAAAUACAUACAAGAAUUAUGAAUAGAGAUGCUUAGAAUUAACUCAACCGUCUGGUCCAGCACAUAACCGCUGUAUUAAAAAUUAAAUGGAACAUAUUACAAUUAACAGUGGGUGGAAGUGUGGCCUAGAGUGUCAGUGUAUUUGCUCUUGACUAAAUUAUGGCAUGCACCAUAAA
Messenger RNA from Siniperca chuatsi (mandarin fish), 1910 nucleotides. It is a transcript of the gene lsm10, whose product is annotated as LSM10, U7 small nuclear RNA associated. Gene Ontology annotation, cellular component: nuclear body; cytoplasmic U snRNP body. The transcript is spliced from 2 exons. The record is from RefSeq and is a predicted model, not a curated record. The coding region runs from base 150 to 605 and encodes 151 amino acids. Lineage: Eukaryota; Metazoa; Chordata; Actinopteri; Centrarchiformes; Sinipercidae. Gene Ontology annotation, molecular function: histone pre-mRNA DCP binding; U7 snRNA binding. Gene Ontology annotation, biological process: mRNA 3'-end processing by stem-loop binding and cleavage.